AUGGCCAUGAUCCGUAUGAUGGACAUGACACACCAUGCUUUCCAUCGACAUUGCUUCACAGGUUCUGUGGAGGAGCUACGCCAGUGGGAGAUGGAAUUGCCUGCAGUGAAAUUUGGCGUCACAAUGAGAUCAGCGCAGGACCCAAAUCUGGUGGCCAGGAUCCCAGUUGAGCGCUUGUUGUUGGAGACAGAUGCUCCAUAUUUAUUACCAGCUCCUGGAUGCAAGAUGAACCACCCCUGGAACCUAGCAUCUCUUGCUGCACAGGUUGCUUCUAUCCGCAACACGCCAGUUUCAUUUAUCCUGGAGACAUGUAACAACAAUGCCAGGCAGUUCUACAGAUUAUAA
Saccostrea cuccullata (small rock oyster) is the source of this 345-nucleotide messenger RNA. RefSeq names its product 3'-5' ssDNA/RNA exonuclease TatD-like. The transcript has a single exon. The record is from RefSeq and is a predicted model, not a curated record. NCBI's taxonomy places the organism in Eukaryota, Metazoa, Mollusca, Bivalvia, Ostreida, Ostreidae. The coding region runs from base 1 to 345 and encodes 114 amino acids. Gene Ontology annotation, molecular function: hydrolase activity, acting on ester bonds.